Molecule: messenger RNA, 2691 nt
Organism: Aspergillus tanneri
Lineage: Eukaryota; Fungi; Ascomycota; Eurotiomycetes; Eurotiales; Aspergillaceae
Product: putative Ras guanyl-nucleotide exchange factor RasGEF
Exons: 7
Coding region: 1-2691 (896 amino acids)
Biological process (GO): Ras protein signal transduction; positive regulation of GTPase activity
Cellular component (GO): plasma membrane
Molecular function (GO): guanyl-nucleotide exchange factor activity
Source: RefSeq, a predicted model, not a curated record
AUGAUCUCUUAUCUCCCUAGAAGAGAACGGGCUUCUAGUGAUAGAGCUCAGGCUCAGACCCAGGUUCACGCAACGUCGGUUCCACAACGACCGGGUCUGCAGAGCAGAACUUUCUCCGCGCCGGCGGGGGGUCUCUACAAAAUUGAUACGUCCCAAACGGCCGCGAUGGAUGUCGGCAGUAAGGUGAGGACCACGGUGAUCGAAGAAGAAGCGAUCUUGUCCUCGCCGGGGAGGAAUGGGGUGUCAUCUCCACGGGUCGGUGAUGAGCCACUCCAGAAGCCGACCUUCCCUCACGUUACCAUUGCCGUAGUCGGUCGAGACCAUGCCGGUAAAACAACCUUCAUCCAAAGCGCCCUUGAUAUGAAAUAUCCCCUUUCCUCUCGAGCCACGACCAAGAAAAUGUCACUGGACGGGACUGUGUAUCUCGUUCGCUUGCUGGAGAUAGGCGCGAAGGAGAUCUCUGUCGAGGAAAAUGGCGUCGUGAACUGGCCCCGGUUGGGCAAUGAAUCAGCUCCCACCAUCGAUGGAGCUCUGGUUAUCCACGACGUGACUGAACCUGCGGGCCUCCCCGAUCUAAAUGGGAUUUUAGACGCCUUAACGACAUCCUCAUUUCCGUUUGUAUUGGUUGCUAGUAAAUGUGACAUUCAAAGCCCGGAUGGGCCUUCCGAGCCGGUGUUGGAUAAUUAUGAGAUCCACAGGACUUCGCCUGAAUCGCCGCGAUCGCAAAAGAUGUGUAUUGCCCUGGUUUUGCGGUCUGUGAUUAGCAAUAAAUAUGACCUCAUUGACUAUUCCACCAACCCCUCCCAGGACUGGCAUCAUUCUCGUGCCAACUCGGAGAAUCCUUCAACUGUGUUUUCUGGAGCCGCGGGCGGCCCAAUCACUAGUCCCUUCGAUUCAGGAGUCGAUGGAUACGGGGUAGACCGUCCGCCCGCCGACCAGACAAUCUCGCCGAUCCUGGCGUCGAAUGUGCAGCCCUCACGAUAUGCCCGGAGCAAUUCGCAUCCGGUGCGACCGCAGACCCCACCUUCCGGGGCUCGACUGAACCCGCGCAGACCGUCGAUCGCAGGUGAGUCGUCGCCGAGCAAAGAUCGCAAUCGGCAACAUCGUCUGCAUACCGCUUGGCGAAAUAGUGGCGGAUCCGAUGCUUUUGACAACUUUCUCGAUAUGGAAGAGGACGUGGAUGGGCGUCGGAGCGCGCCAUCAAGCCCGGGAAGCAAGGACAAGCCUCCUAGCGAGGGGUCUUCGAAUGAGAUCGGUUGCACGUUCGACGAGCUUGUGGAUCGCCUUGUUGCGCAGCCCAUGUCGAAACAGGACUCCAAAUUUGCAUCCACCUUUCUCUGCCUCUAUCGCAAGUUUGCUGCACCGUCCACCCUGCUGAAUGCACUAAUCAAUCGAUUCGAACGGAACGAGAAGCACAUCGACGACCAGCUGACACGUAUUGCCGAUCAGUUGAGACUACUCAAUGUCAUGGCCGUGUGGGUGUCGGAAUACCCAGGCGACCUUGUUUAUCCCAAGACCCGAAAGCAUAUCACCGAUUUCGUAGCCACAUUAGAAAAGAGCCAUUUCUACAUGUUCGCCGCCAAGGAAGUUGGGUCCUAUCUCGAAGUUAAUGCGGAGGAUGACGAUGUGGGAUGGCCUUUCAGAGACGGCGAUGUGGAGGGAUUCGAUGGGCAAGAAACCGUCCUCAACAACUCCAGUCGCAAUUCGCCGUCCAUGUUCCUGGGUGGGCCGUGGAAUGGCGACGACGAAGAGGACGAAGAAGAAGAGGAGGAUCCUAUAUACAACAUGAGCGCGUUGGACCUCAGUGAGGGCGCGCCAGACCCAUCCACCCGGUUACCGGGGAGCUCAUCGACGGUAGAUAAGCCGGGUACAAUUUCCAGCCAAUCGUUCACAUUUUUGAACCUGGACUCUGCACAGCGAGAAGCACAGAACUUGGAGCUUACCGCCCGCGUCCCGCUCACUAAGGUCCAAUGGCGACAGGUAAUGGAGAUCCCGGACGAAGACUUCGCGAGAGAGUUGACGCGGAUUGACUGGAUCAUGUUCAACUCAUUCCGACCGCGGGAUCUCGUGCGUCAUCAAUUCAAUCACCUGGCUUUUUUCGUCGCCAGUUUCAUUCUCUUCCGAGAUAAGCCGAAGCACCGGGCCAAGGCGAUGGAGAAGUUCAUGAACAUAGCACUGAAACUACGACGACUCAACAACUACAACUCCCUCGGGGCGGUGAUUGCCGGGAUCAACGGCACCCCGGUACAUCGACUGGCGCAGACACGUGAGCUGGUUCCCGUCCAAACGCAGAAGGAUUUCAUGAGGCUGGUCAUCCUCAUGAGCACGCAAAAGAGCCACUUCGCGUACCGACUGGCAUGGGACAACUCGUUCUCGGAGCGAAUCCCGUUCCUACCUCUCCACCGACGGGAUCUGGUCUCAGCUGAAGAAGGCAACCGAACCUUUGUGGGAGACAGCAAGACUCGCAUCAACUGGCGGAAGUUCGAAGUGAUGGGGGAGGUUAUUCUGGGGAUCCAGCGCAGCCAGACGACCCCGUACUCGCACAUGCACCGCUACGAGGAGGCCGCGCGUUUGAUCCUCGAUAUUAAGCUGACCGGAGACGACGAGGACUUAUAUGCGCGCAGCACGCACGUUGAGCCCUCCGCGGGCGGUGAUACCGGACGGAAGAAAUUUGGCUGGCUACGGUCGUAA